AUUUUCACCGAUGUAACCUUAAAUGUGUAGGAAAGAAACACGUGUGCCUGCGGUGCUUGCAAAAAUGAAUAUUGUCAAGUCAAUUUUAGAAAACGAACAAGGAAAAGAGGAUCCAAGUAAAUCUACAACAGUGCACAAAGAUGUGGAGCUCGAUAUCGAUCUAGGAACUCUACUUGCGUCCGAUUAUAAUACUUUGGAUGUGAAAACUCUCAAGUCGAAACCAGAUUCAUACUUGAAAAGUUUGACCAGAGAUAAUGCGCAACUAUUAAUCAAUGAUAUAUGGGGAUUGCCAGUAGAACGGGUAGAUGAGGCUAUAGUGGCUAUACUGCCAGAGCCUAAAUAUAUAUUACCACGUUCACGUGUUAUUCCAAAACCGAAAUCUUUAACAAAGUGGCAACAGUUUGCUAAAGAAAAGGGAAUACAGACCAAGAAAAAGGGCAGAUCCAAACUACAAUGGGAUGAGGAAUUAAAGAAAUGGAUUCCUAGAUAUGGCUAUAAACGAGCAAAGGCUCAAGAGCAAAAAGAAUGGCUGGUAGAAGUCAACAAUGCUGCUAAUCCAGUUGAAGAUCCAUUCACCAAAAUUAAACAGAUGAAAGAGGAAAGGCAGUCCAAGAAUGAAUUGCAGAGGCUUCGAAACAUAGCUAGAUCUAAAAAUAUAAAAUUACCAAGAGUCGGUCUGCCUACUAAAGACCACUUCCCGAAUUCUCAACAACUUUCUGAAGCUCUAACUGUAGCGCGUACAUCAACUGCAUCUGUUGGAAAAUUCCAAUCAAGAUUGCCAAAAGAAAAGGAUGCGAAGGGAAUUGCCAAAGAGGUACCAGGAAUGAAGAGAAAGAGAAAAGCACCUCCAUUAAAUGCAAUUGAAGAGAAACGUCAAAACAAAAAUCUAAUGGAUAAUAUUUUGAAAAGCAGCACAAAAAUUCUUCGUGAUGAUUACUCAACAGGAACCACAGAAAUAAAGCAAUCUAAAAAAGAUAGUAAAAAGAAGAAGACAGGUGCAUUAAAACGCAGUAAAACUGCUAGAAAACCGAAGGGAGGAAAGGGUAAACGUGAUUUACACCAGAAAGUUGGCGGUAGGAAGCGAAGAUAAAUUAAAAUGUUUGUAAUAACAUAAAUUGUGUAUAUCAUUGAUAAAAAAUUUUAAUAAAA
Molecule: messenger RNA, 1149 nt
Organism: Linepithema humile (Argentine ant)
Lineage: Eukaryota; Metazoa; Arthropoda; Insecta; Hymenoptera; Formicidae
Product: ribosome biogenesis regulatory protein homolog
Biological process (GO): ribosomal large subunit biogenesis; ribosome biogenesis; endonucleolytic cleavage in ITS1 to separate SSU-rRNA from 5.8S rRNA and LSU-rRNA from tricistronic rRNA transcript (SSU-rRNA, 5.8S rRNA, LSU-rRNA)
Cellular component (GO): preribosome, large subunit precursor; nucleus; nucleolus
Molecular function (GO): protein binding
Source: RefSeq, a predicted model, not a curated record